AGUAGCGUAUUUUCUUAAAGAAAUAUUUAACUGUAAAGAGUUUGCUUAGGUAUAUGCACUAAUAACGAUAACUUCAAAGGUAUAAGGAGUAACGUUAGUUUCAAUAUGAAAAUAGUAAUGCAACGAGUGACAAGAGCUAGUGUUUCAGUUGAUGGUGAAGUUAUCAGUAGCAUUGGAAAUGGUCUCUGCAUCUUAAUUGGUAUAAAAAGAGAUGACACGAUAGAGGAUAUGAAAUAUAUAGUAAAAAGAAUAUUAAAUACUAAAAUUUUUGAUGAUAAUAAUAAGAAAUGGAGUACCAAUAUUAUGGACAAACAAUAUGAAAUAUUGUGUAUUAGUCAGUUUACGUUGUACCAUACUCUAAAAGGAAAUAGAUUAGAUUUUCACAAAGCUAUGCCUGCUCAAGAAGCUGAACAAUUUUAUAAUAAAUUUCUUGCUGAACUUGGUAAAAAUUAUAAACCAGAAUUGAUUAAAGAUGGUAAAUUUGGAGCAAUGAUGGAAGUUAAUAUAAAAAACAAUGGACCUGUAACAUUAGAAAUAGAAUCCCUAAAUAAGCUUAAUAAAGCAAAUGAAUGUGAUGAUGUAUAA
This is a messenger RNA of Eufriesea mexicana, 585 nucleotides long. RefSeq names its product D-aminoacyl-tRNA deacylase (gene Dtd). The record is from RefSeq and is a predicted model, not a curated record. Gene Ontology annotation, biological process: tRNA metabolic process. Gene Ontology annotation, molecular function: D-tyrosyl-tRNA(Tyr) deacylase activity. The transcript is spliced from 4 exons. Gene Ontology annotation, cellular component: cytoplasm. NCBI's taxonomy places the organism in Eukaryota, Metazoa, Arthropoda, Insecta, Hymenoptera, Apidae. Bases 106 to 585 code for a protein of 159 amino acids.